Mercenaria mercenaria is the source of this 2748-nucleotide messenger RNA. Its product is annotated as probable maltase. The transcript is spliced from 9 exons. Lineage: Eukaryota; Metazoa; Mollusca; Bivalvia; Venerida; Veneridae. Gene Ontology annotation, biological process: carbohydrate metabolic process. The record is from RefSeq and is a predicted model, not a curated record. Bases 69 to 1979 code for a protein of 636 amino acids.
CGAAACCGGAAUCGACUGGACAGACAGACAAGGAAAAAGUUAACAGAUAUUUUUCCCAAAUAGCAGAAAUGAGUAACGAAAAUUCUAAUCACCCAGAAGAAAAGCGGAGCUUGAAGGACGGGUUUGAUGAUUCCGCUACACCUGACGACAUUGAUGAUUCGAAAGUGAAAUUUUUAAAUGGCAAAAGUGGUUUGGACGAUGAGUGUGUUGUGGAGGUCGGCUCGGACGUUUCUUUCACUGGUCUGGGAAAAGACGAGUUGAUGAAAUAUGCCAACGAUCCUUUUUGGGUUCGAACACGGAUGAUCUUGUUCGCAGCCUUCUGGAUAGGAUGGAUUGCUAUGUUGGCAGCUGCGAUCGUCAUCAUUAUUGUGGCGCCGAAGUGCCCGGAAAGACCUAGCCAGACAUGGUACCAGACAGACGUAGUAUACCAGAUUAAUGUAAAAUCGUACAAGGAUAGUCAGAAAGAAGGUGUGGAUGGAGCAGGUGUUGGAGAUCUUGGAGGUAUUGCAAGUAAGAUCGAGUACUUACAGUCCAUAGGAGUGAAUGCAUUCUGGCUCAACUCUUUCUACAAAUCUGGGGACAAUUCAUAUGACAACAAUGAUGUUGUGGAUCACAAGCAGGUUGAUGAGUCUGUUGGUACAAUGCAAGUAUUUGACAGCCUCAGGAAAGAUACCAAGAAAAAAGGUAUGAGAAUGAUUCUGGAUUUUAUCCCUAACCAUACUGGAAAGAAACACGAAUGGUUCCUGAAGAGUGAAGCAAAGGAGGCUGGCUUUGAGAACUUCUACAUCUGGGCUGCUGGAACUGGUUCUGACCCAACAGUGAAUCCACCUAACAACUGGGUAACAGCCUAUGGCUCCCCAGCUUGGACAUACAGUACAGCCAGGAAAGAAUGGUACUACCAUUCCUACUUGCCAGAAUACCCAGACCUCAACCUUAGAGAUGAGGAUGUUCUUAGCAAUGUUGAUGGAAUACUGAAGUUCUGGCUUGACAAAGGUGUAGAUGGAUUUGCUGUACAAGGAUUACAGAGACUGGUCGAGUCAAAUGAUACAAGCAUGGAUGAGGGAAGUGUUGGAGAACACACUGUAGACCAGCCAGAAAAUCAGGAGCUGGUGAAGAGAUGGCGAGGAAUCAUCAACUCUUACUCUGAUAAACCAGGAAGAGAAAGGACACUUAUUGCUAAAAUUGUUGAGAAAGGCAACAAUACAGCAGAAUACUACAAGGCUGGCAUACACAUUUUGAUAUCUGAUGCCCUUGUCAAUGUGGAUCCUUUAACUUGUGAUCAGCAGUGUAUGAAGAACAAACUGAUGAGUGCCAAUGAAGAUGGUCUGUGGAGAGGAUGGCAGUUGGACAAUGAAAACAGUUCUCGAUUUGGAAGUGUUGUAAGUGAAGAUCUACAGAAAGCCUGGCAGGCGUUCCAUCUUCUGUUGCCAGGAACAGCAUUUGUUUACUAUGGUGACGAGAUAGCCAUGAAGAACGGAGUUGUUGGUGCUAGUGACACCAAAGAUCCUCUCGCAAGGGUGUCUGGACAGACUUCAAGAGACCCAUACCGAACACCAAUGUUGUGGUCCACUGGUGACAAUGCUGGUUUCUGUGCUAAGAAUGUUACACCAUGGUUACCAAUCAAUGCAGAUUACAUGAACAACAAUGUAGAGUUCAAUCGUGCUCAUCUGGUUGGAUACACAGUUCUAAAUUCAUUCGAAGAUCUUGUGAAACUUCGCUCAAAGGAAUCAUUACAGUUUGGCAAGUUUGAGAUGAAAAUUUUCAACGAUAUUCUGUAUUUCACACGUAAAGCAGAAGGUUUCCCGGGAUACCUGGUAGCAAUUAACCGUGGAGCAAAGACAGCCGGGUUUUCAGAUGUAGCUGACAAACUUACCCUAUUGUAUGAUUCUGCUGGAACAGACAAUGUAGGCACAGUAUUAGACACCAAGGCUGCUCCUAUAGGCUUUACUGAUGGAGAAGUUUACGUGUUUGAAUAUUAGAGGAUGAAUUAUGCAUCUUAUUCUCUUGAAGCUAAGUUCAGAUAACUAAUGCACCAAUACUAGUUGCCAUUGUAUUUACAUAUGAAACUGUCGAGUUCACAUUUAAACUUAAGUACUUCAACCUUACUAUUUUAUAAAAUUGUAAAAUUUUGAUAUAUACCAGUCCGCAUGUAGUUUAAAAAGAGAAUACUUCAAUUUUUACAGAUGGUAAGACAGAACUGUUUACCAUCAUUUAAAGUAUGUUUUAUCAUUUAGUGUCGGAACCAAAUGUACAACAUGACCGGGGUUAUUUACAUUUAAAUUCUUUAAAUAUCUUUUACAGUUUGUUUGGCAAACUUUACUAUGUUUAGAUACAAAUCACAUAGUUCAGUAUUGUUGUAUUAGUUAUCUUUCUAUCUUUUGUAAACUGUUGGAAAUGUGAUAGGUUUGUAUACUGCUAUUUAUACAGUAUCCAUUUACCUGAUACACAGAUAAUAUAUAACUAUGUAACUUUGUCAAAUAACUUAAGUUAUCUCGAUCAGAGCCUGAUGAUCUUUGAUAAAUUCUUAAUCUACUGCCAGCAAAUUAAAUUUUUAAUUUCCAACAGUUUACAAGACAAAAGCCUUGUUUGAAGAAACCUAAAUUUCUGUCUUUCUUUAACAAAAACAUAAACACAAAUUGUGCAACAUUGGGUUCUAUUUGGUUAAUAUUUUUAAAAUUUUCUUUCUUUUGUCUCAUUUUCAAUUUUUUUUUGAAGAAGAAAGAACUCAAUAAAUUUCAGAUAGGAAAA